Messenger RNA from Echinops telfairi (small Madagascar hedgehog), 1545 nucleotides. It is a transcript of the gene TIMM21, whose product is annotated as translocase of inner mitochondrial membrane 21. Gene Ontology annotation, cellular component: TIM23 mitochondrial import inner membrane translocase complex. Bases 565 to 1302 code for a protein of 245 amino acids. The transcript is spliced from 6 exons. The record is from RefSeq and is a predicted model, not a curated record. Gene Ontology annotation, biological process: protein import into mitochondrial matrix. NCBI's taxonomy places the organism in Eukaryota, Metazoa, Chordata, Mammalia, Afrosoricida, Tenrecidae.
GCGCGGCAAGACAUGGACGUAGUAACAAGCCCCUGCGACAGUCCCUCGGCUAUGCUGUCUGGAAUGGCUGCUUGAUUUGUGUGAAGCUUUAACCCCGCGCGAAGACAAGUGCGAGACUUCUCAUUAGCGCGGCACCGCCUUCCGGCAGCGUCCUAUGCGUAAGCGCGAACGCCCGCUCGAAGGCCAAUAGGAGUGUCUGAAGGGCGGUGCCACCGCGCGGCCCCCAGUGCAUUUUGGGCGAUGUAGUCCCUUUUGUCCCCCGUGGCGGUUACUGCGCGGGGAGGUCGUGGACUAGAACUACUGUUCCCAGAAUUCCAAGCGGGUCCCAGCCUGCUUUGCGAAUGCAAGGCGGGGAGGGCGGGUGAGUCUGCUUAUAAGGAAGCGGGAUAGUUUCGGUUCAACUACAAAGGGGGCAAAGGAGAAGCGAGGGGGCCUUCGGUGCCUCUCCCGGGGGUAGCGGGCUUGUUUGCGGGCACACCGACUGAGGUCGGGGUGGAUGUGUCCGCGGGGUGUGCAGUGGGCGGCGAGCCUCUGCGGGUUGUGGUCCGCCGCAUCCCCGAGGCCAUGAUUUGCGCGCUUCUACGAGCCGUGCAGCACGCGGAGAGGCUGCACCGGGCGGCGGGGGUGCGGAUCUUGCUGCCCCGCGCUGCGCCUAGCACCGCCUCCCUCCACACCCGGCCCAGCGGGAGAUGGUCGCCGCCGGAGUCCCCGAUACCCGCCCGGACGCCCCGCGUCCUUGCGGUCACCCCGAGAACGAUCUGGACCCAGGGAUGGAACCCCCGCAGGGCGAAAGAGGUCGGCCGCAAGCAGGUGUCUGUGCACAGAAGCCCUGGAGGGGAGCCCGCCGUCUCCACGACACAGAAAGUGAAGGAAGCCGGACGAGACCUGACCUACUUCCUGGUGGUGCUUGUUGGACUCGGCAUUACAGGUGGUUUGCUCUACGUCAUUUUCGGCGAGCUUUUUUCUUCAACCAGCCCUAACCAGAUAUAUGGGAAAGCCUUAGAGAGAUGCCGGUCCCAUCCCGAGGUGACGGGUAUAUUGGGGGAGCCCAUCAAAGGCUACGGGGAGACAACCCACCGAGGGCGGCGACAGCACGUCAGCUACCUCAGGUACACCCAGGAUGGGCUGCAUCGCAUGCGCCUCAAGUUCUACAUCGAGGGCUCGGAGCCAGGCAAGCAGGGCACCGUGCACCUGGAAGUGAAGGAGAACCCAGAGAGCGGGCAGUAUGAGUUCCUCUACAUCCUCGUGGAGGUGGACACCUACCCGAGACGCGUGAUCGUCGUGGAAGACCAUCGCUCCUGAGCUCGAGCAGAUCUGGCCCUGCGCGGUGGCCCAGGAGGAACAGAUGAGCAGUCACACGGGUCACACAUCUGGAGACCACGGAGCACAGUUGCGUCAGACAGGCCUUGCUGCCCGGCUCCCUGUGUGGCGAGGGGCAGCCCCAGACAGGGCCUGCUUCCCAGGCUGGCACCACCCACACUGAACAGCCUGGGCCUGCCAGUUAAUUGCCAUAGGUUAGGAAUAAAGUGCGAUUCGUGCUCUGUC